AACAAGCUAUAAUCGGGAUGAUGGUGAUAAAAUUGUGACUACAAGUCGUGAAUCCGACGUAGUAUUAGAUGUUGAAGAUGCUUUGGGAUUGUAAGUGGAAUUUAACAUUAAUACAGGUAUCAAGUGAGUUAAUUAAGUGAUAGUUUCCAUUGGCGCCGUAUUUAUUGCCGCUAAAGAAUUCACUCAAUCAGCUGUUUGUCAAUAGUAGUCUAUCUCGCUCACACUUAUCAAAAUCUACGUAUGUGGUCUUCUUCGUCUAUUUCAUUUUUGGGCAUUCUAUUUUGGUACUUUACCAUCAUGAUGUGAUGCGAAUAUCCUAAUUUUGUGUUCCCAACGAGUGUAUCCUCAGGUUACUUUCAAGAGUCAGAAUGAACCAAUAUCAGACAUGGGAAAAAACGAUGAUAGUACAAAAAAUAUGGAAACCAGUAAGAGAAAGUCAGAGGACAACGGAGCAAGAUAUAAAUGUGAAUAUGAGGGUUGCGAACGCACUUACAGCACAGUUGGUAAUCUGCGAACACACAUGAAAACACAUAAAGGUGAAUAUAGGUUCAAAUGUCCAAUGCAAUCAUGCGACAAAGCAUUUCUCACAUCAUACAGUCUGAAAAUCCAUGUACGGGCCCACACAAAGGCGAAACCGUUUGCAUGUAACACUGGCAACUGCAGGAAAGCAUUCAAUACACUGUACAGACUCCGGGCGCACCAACGGUUACACAGCGGGGACACAUUCAACUGCAAAGCUGACGGCUGCACAAAGUUCUUCACUACCCUCAGCGACCUGAAGAAACAUAUCCGAACGCACACACAAGAGAGGCCUUAUAAGUGCAGGACCGAAGGAUGCGGCAAGUCGUUCACGGCGUCGCACCACCUCAAGGCACACGGCCGGACCCACCGCGCCGCACCCAAUGUCUUCGCUCAUGUUCGAAUACGACAGGAACCUGAAGCACCAACAGUUACCAUCAUCGAAACAUCUAAGCCCACAACCGACCCUAUGAACUGGGAAAGCCUCUUAGAAUCCUUCGGAAGAAUAACAACAGAAUCUAACUCGACGGAUGGCAGUCUCGAGGAUAUUACUGCAGUGAACCCCCUCACAAGUACAAGUGUAGAUAUAACGGAAUUGCUGUUCGAUAACGCGACUAACAUACCUAAACCUAUCGACUACGACUUGAAUAUCGAUGUUGCCGUUUCGCCUUACGAUGUUGAAAAACCCAAAAAAGAUGCUUGGGUCGACGUUUGCGAUCUUCAGCCAAUCGGUUUGACUUCUAUCGAGGAUCCUAUAAAAAUGGAUAUCAAACCGAAGGCAAUGCAAUUAGCUAUGGCGAAUGAGGUAGAAGUCCAAGCACCUUGGGUUGACGUCAGCGCCCUAGCAGCCUCAAUAUCGGAAACCCCAGUGAGUAUCAAAGAAAAAGCUCCAGAAAGCAUUUUCACUCUUGCAACCUUCGUCCCGACUCACAUGCAAAGUUACAUUGACCUCAAUUCGAAUAACGCACCCACAGCUAACAUUAUAUCUCAAGAUUCCUUUGAAUUGGACACCCCUAACAUACUGGAUAUCGGCGAUAAAGUUUUCAACGACUCCGAACUAGUUACGAAUUUAGACGCUACUAAACUUGAAAGUGAUAUUGAUUCUUUUUUAAAAGAUCCUAUUGAUGAUAGAUCUCUGAAUACUCCGCCACCAUCAAAAGUGCAGCAAAACAUUGAAAUAAAUCCAGCUAACUCUGUUCUCUUCAACACAGAACUCGAUUUAGAAGAUACACUGUUAUUUGACAAUGAGCCUCCUUCAGACAUGUAUGUUGUGAGGACCGAGAAUAUUUUUGGGAAAGAAAUAGCUAAAAGGAAUGCAUUGGAACAAUUAGCAGCAGAUGCAGGCAUCUGUUCAUGUAAAGAUUGCAAAUGUGACCCCUCUGGUGGGGAAUGUAGAAACUGCAAUCCUGAAGAAGAGACCCCUAAAAAGGAUAAGUGCUGUACGGAAGAUAAAUGUUCAUGUGUUGACUGCAAGUGUGAUCAUGCAGCUAUGAAGUGUGCGGUUGGCUGUGGUCGAGCUACGGACACAAAUCACAACACGUUUCUACACUAUCAUCGAAGACACAACAAUACUAAUUUGGAGGACUUGGGUGUUUUUACAUUACAUGAAUGUGAAGAGGAAUCGCCUUCUACAGAUAUCAUUGAUCACCUAAAAUGCUCUUGUCAUAUCAGUGAGGGACCGGAGACAUGCUGUAACUCUGGGUCCAAAAAUAGCACUCCCAAGGAGCAGGGUUCCUGUUGCAGCAAAACAGGAGGCUCAAAGUCCUGUUGUGUUACGAUAUGUUUUAAGAAAUUUGAUGCAUUUAAGCAGUUUUUGACCGAAAACGAUUUAUUGACUGCGUUGAAAUCGCAGAAUUUUUCUACUACUUUUUAAACGCUUGUAGUUGCUUUAGUUAUUGCAUUUAUAUAUGUAUUAAUUACGUACAAAUAAACUAUUUCUUACAUUGGCGUUAUUAGUAGAUUGCAAAUAACAAUUUGUAGAUAUUAUAUUGAUGAAUUAUUUAUUAGUAUUUUUAGUUAAAAAUAUAUUAUUAUUGUAAAGAUUUAAAAAAAUAGCUUCUAGGAUAUUUUUACUAAAUUGUGCCAUAUUGUUAAUGAAUUGUGAUGAAUUUAUUGUUCAAUUACAACUAUUAUCAAGGAAUUGGUGCUACUGUUUAUAUUCACAAGCAAUGCCUUAAAUGUUGUUAAUUAAAUGUACUUAUGAUGUGCUUAAAUUGUACAAAGUGUUGAAUAAUUUUAUAAUGAGAUUUCUAUUUACUAGUUGUGAUGUAAUACACAAGCAAUAAUCACUAUUUUGUAAGAAUUCUAGUCCGUUUCACAAAUAAAAGCUUUAUUAAAAUGUAGCAUGUUUUAUUUAAAUAUUAGACAGUAUUGAAAACCACAUUGUGACAUUCUAGUUUAUACAAAACAUCAAUGCUACAUUCUAUGUCCUAUAGGCCUUGUUAUUUAUUCUUAGCAGCUGGCUUUUUUAAAUACAAAAGUUACCUUUAAGUAAAACCACCUUCCAUAAGGUUCAAGGGAAUUUGUGACAAAUCUACAUUGUGUAUUUACUAUUUUGAUUUGGCAUUAGAUAUUCUCGUCAUUGGAAUACUGCAAUAAUCACAUCCUACAAGUUACAUAAGUAAAUUACUAAUGAGUAUAUGAGUGAUUAGGUAUAUUUUAUUAACAU
Molecule: messenger RNA, 3187 nt
Organism: Ostrinia furnacalis (Asian corn borer)
Lineage: Eukaryota; Metazoa; Arthropoda; Insecta; Lepidoptera; Crambidae
Gene: MTF-1
Product: Metal response element-binding Transcription Factor-1
Exons: 6
Coding region: 386-2392 (668 amino acids)
Biological process (GO): regulation of transcription by RNA polymerase II
Cellular component (GO): nucleus
Source: RefSeq, a predicted model, not a curated record